Molecule: messenger RNA, 2522 nt
Organism: Rosa chinensis
Lineage: Eukaryota; Viridiplantae; Streptophyta; Magnoliopsida; Rosales; Rosaceae
Product: LEAF RUST 10 DISEASE-RESISTANCE LOCUS RECEPTOR-LIKE PROTEIN KINASE-like 2.1
Exons: 4
Coding region: 24-1928 (634 amino acids)
Biological process (GO): protein phosphorylation
Molecular function (GO): polysaccharide binding; protein kinase activity; ATP binding
Source: RefSeq, a predicted model, not a curated record
UGCAAGUUAAUAUUCCUGAAACCAUGUCAUCUGCUCGUUUGUACCUCCUUGUAGCUCUUCUCUUGCUCUUCUUCUUUAACUUCCAUGGAAGCAAAGCCAACUUUUUGGCCUCAACAAAUUGCCCCAUAUACAGAUGUGAUAAUGAGCUUGAUUUUCACUACCCUUUUUGGAAAAUCGAAGACUCCACAGCCCAUCAACAUUGUGGAUACCCUGGUUUUGGUCUAACAUGCUCAGAUUCUGGAGAGCCUAUACUGACUCUACCAAAUGAUUCAUUCAUUGUUAAAGACAUAAACUUUCCUACAUCCACCAUCACCCUUGUUGACAUUGACGUUGUUAAUCAAACAUGCCCCAGGGCAAGACACAGUAUGAGUGUAGGCACGCUCCCAUUGGAUUACUCCCCAUUGGAUGUGAACCUGAGCUUCUACUUCAACUGCACUUCCUUUCCUGAUCCUGUUGUGCCUCCCAUAACCUGCUUGGGAUCGCACGGUACCAAAAAGUCUUAUGUGAUCACGGAGGGAGAGGAGCCAUAUGGGUUUGAGUGGUCGGAAUAUUGUGCGGAGAAUGUGGUGGUGACUGUGAAAAAAACAGAGGAGAUUACUAGAAGUAUUGGUGAGUUGAUUGGUGCAUUUGGAUUGGCCAUGAACAAUGGGUUUGUGCUUAACUGGACCAUGGAUAAGGAGUGCGGUUCCUGUGAGACUAAUGGUGGGUUCUGUGGCUACAACAACACUGCACCAGAGAUUCUGUGCUUUUGCAAAGAUGGUAGUAUUGGUACCACAAGCAAUGGCCUCUGCAAGAAAUUAGGCACUAAGUUCAACUGGAGAUUGAAGGUUGUCAUAGGCGUAGUUGCUACUAUUGCAGGAACUGGUAUCCUAGUGUUUGUUAUUCUCUUCCGUGGUAUUUCACUGAUUAGUGAAAAUGACAAUGGAGAUGCCGAGGCCUUCAUUCAGAACAUUGGACCUCUAGCAGUAAAAAGAUACAUAUUUUCGGAUGUAAGGAAAAUGACCAACUCAUUUAAAGAUAAACUAGGUCAAGGCGGUUAUGGUGACGUGUACGAAGGUAAGCUAUUGAAUGGUUGUCGUGUGGCUGUGAAGGUUCUUAAAGCAUCCAAAGGGAAUGGAGAGGACUUUGUUAAUGAGGUUGCAAGCAUUAGUAGAACUUCCCAUGUUAAUGUGGUCACUCUUUUGGGGUAUUGCAUUGCAGGUAAGAAAACAGCGCUCAUAUAUGAGUUCAUGCCCAAUGGAUCACUUGAGAAGUUCAUAUACAAAGACAGUAAUCUUUUGACAAUCACUCCACACUUGGAAUUGGAAAAACUCUUCCAAAUUGCUAUCGGGAUAGCUCGAGGGCUGGAGUACUUGCACCGUGGGUGCAACACACGAAUCCUGCACUUUGACAUAAAACCACAUAAUAUCCUUUUGGAUGAAAACUUUUUCCCAAAGAUUUCUGACUUUGGUCUUUCUAAACUUUGUACAAGGAAGGAGAGCAUUAUUUCAAUGUUGGAUGCUAGAGGGACAAUAGGGUAUAUGGCUCCAGAAGUGUUCUCCAGAAACUUUGGAAGAGUGUCUGCUAAGUCCGAUGUCUAUAGUUAUGCAAUGAUGAUUCUGGAGAUGGUUGGAGGAAGAAAGAAUGUUGAUGCUCGAGUGAGCCACACCAGUGAAAUUUAUUUUCCAGAUUGGGUUUAUGAGCAUCUUGAGCAGGGCAGCAAUUUUGGAUUGCUCAGUGCCGCGACAGAAGAGGAAAAGGAACUUGCGAAGAAGAUGUUCUUAGUGGGAUUGUGGUGCAUACAGACAAAGCCAUCAGAUAGGCCAUCCAUGAGUAAAGUGAUUGAAAUGUUGGAAGGAAGCACUGAAGCCUUGCAAAUACCACCAAAGCCUGUCCUAUCUUCUCCUGUACAGCAAUUCAGCACAGACAAAUCUAAAAGCAUUGUUUAGCUACUGUACAUAAACAUACACAAGCAGUGUAAUGUACAAGAUCUUAUCAGAACCUCCAACACUGUAGACUGCAUUUUUUAAACUUUUGCAUUGAAGAUACAAAUGGGGAUAAUAGGACAAUCAAUUGUCCUGAAUUGGUGGUUUCAGUUAUGUGUACGUUUUAGUUUUAAUUUUAAUUUUAGUUCAACCGGCUUGCUUACUUCAAUAAGAAAAGAAGCCCUGUGCACGGAGAUGGGUUAUAACUUCAGUUCUAACAAUCACUGCAUCCAAGUUUAAAGCUUAGCAAAAGUCGACCCCAUUAAUCGUACUAUAGUCUACUUCGACAAAGGGAAAUACAGGACAAUCAAAGAUGCUUCGACAAAGGGCAAAUGUCCCAGAUGAGAGAAUAUGAAACAUUUCAAUUGCAAUGUAGUCUGUUUUGCAGGUUUUGUUCUGGUUGUCUACCUUGGGUUGUGUUCUGAGUUGUUUACUCUUCUAGAUGAAUUCAGAAGAGAUCCGAUUCCUUUAAUAUAUGUAAUCGCUUAUGGUAAUCCUUGUAAUAUUAUGGGUUUGCUUUAUAAACUGUCUACUAGGUCAAGUAGAAGCUUUCACUCU